UCAAGUAUAAUACAGAAUGUUUUUUUCUUUCAAAAAGUUAUGUCUUUAAUGUAAUUAAAAUUGUUCUUUUCAUGAACGUGAUGAUGAAGCCGACAUUUUAUUCGAUCAAAAAAAUAUAUUUCAGCGGGUUAGGGUUAAAUUAUUUGUAAAGGCUUUUGGUAAGAAUGUUAUAUCUUGAUAUCUUUCGUUUAUUUGUGUAAGCACGAUCGAUUUCCUGUUUGACAGCAGCCCUGUGACGUCACACCAGCUCGCGCGCCACCGUUGCAGACAUGGAGGAAGUGAGAGUGUUUCCGCUGUCAUGCCUGGUCCAGAACUAUGCCUGGGGGAAGGUGGGGCUGGACAGUGAGGUGGCUAAGCUGGUCCUAGGUGGAGAUCCUCAAACUGUCAUACAGGAUGACCGACCGUACGCCGAGCUUUGGAUGGGUGCCCACCCUAAGGGAGAUGCUCUUAUCAAAGACAACAGAAUAUCGCAGAGAACACUGGGGCAGUGGAUCGCUGAUUAUCCAGCAUGCUUGGGGUCAAAGGUCAAAGACACAUUCCAGGGACAGCUCCCCUUUCUUUUUAAAGUGCUGUCAGUCAACACUGCACUAUCCAUCCAAGCUCAUCCCAACAGAGAGCUAGCAGCUAAGCUACACGCCCAAUUCCCUGAGCACUACCCUGACAGCAACCAUAAGCCCGAGAUGGCGAUUGCACUGACUGAGUUUGAAGGUCUCUGUGGUUUUCGUCCGGUGGAGGAAAUCAUUUCCUUUAUCAAAAAUGUCCCAGAAUUUCAUGCUCUGGUAGGUAAUGAGGCAGCAGAUGAGCUGCAGAGCAGCAGGGAUAACCCUGCACGUGCUUCUCUCGCACUGAAGAAGUGCUUCAGCAGGAUGAUGAACUGUGAGAAGAAAGUUUUUGUAGAUCAGCUGAACAUGCUGGUGAAAAGAGUCUCUGAAGAAGAGGCUGCAGGCAAAGACACAUCAGGCAAUAACGGAGAGCUGCUGCUUCGACUCCACUCCCAGUACCCGGGUGAUAUCGGCUGUUUCUCCAUCUAUUUCCUGAACCAUAUUGUGCUGCAUCCAGGAGAGGCCAUGUUUCUGGGAGCCAAUGAACCUCAUGCCUACCUUUCUGGAGAUUGUGUCGAGUGCAUGGCCUGUUCAGAUAACACAGUGCGUGCUGGACUGACCCCGAAAUACAUUGAUGUGAACACGUUGUGUGAAAUGUUAAACUACAGUCCUGCUCCAGCCAGAGCCAAAAUCUUUCCCUCAGUGCAGGACCCUUCAGACCCCUGUGUUCAUCUGUACGACCCACCUGUACCAGACUUCACUGUCAUGAGGAUACAGGUCCCUCCCUCUGUGAAGCAGUACAUAAUGAGCCCAUUGGACUGUGCAUCCAUCUUAUUAGUGAUUCAGGGCGAGGCCAGCGCUCUCUCAGACAUCAUGGUGCACAGGGGUUCCGUGCUGUUCAUCUCAGCCAAUGAGAGCAUCACACUGCAGGUGACAUCAUCUUCUGGGAUGACCAUGUUCCGGGCCUGCUGUCUUCUUUAGGCACAAAAGUGAUUCUGAGCAAACAGGAUGUGUCUGCUUUUACUGAUAAGUUCAGUAUGUCCAAUUUUAACCUUCUACAUUUGUUUUAAUGUUCCUUGUUCAGCAGCAACUCCAAAGGGAAAAGAACCACUGAAAAUAUAACACACACUUCAGCAAUAUACCAACUGAUAAGAACCAGUAUAGUGAUAAACACACACACACACACAAACAUAUACAUGAGGUGUCUUUUGCUAGUGGUCCCUUCCUUUAAACCAUGUAGUGUCUGAAUUGAGGCAUUGAUAUUUUAAUAACAGGAUGAUGAAAUGAUAAAGUGCCAGUUUUCAUUAUAAACAUAUUAAGGACAUAAAGGCUGAGCAUGACAAAUCAAGAUUGCUUUUGUGUUUGCCUGAAGAAAAGUUCAGUAGUUUAACAAAUUAUUACUUUGUAAUAGUAAUAAUUCACCUAACUAAUUAUUACUAUUAUAAGUAUUUAUUAAUAAGCAUGUGCUUUUAAAAAACUAGCCCACUCAUCAUACCGCUGAUGUCACAUCCUGCACUACAAUUAGAUUCAUGUUUUGAAUGCGCAGAUGCAUGUUUUAAUUUUAAUUUUAAUAACUAGUUGACUACAAAAUUAACAUUCAGACUAAAAAUCAUUAACAGCUUGCAUUAAGGUUAUGCUUAAUGUAAGGGAAAGAAAUUCUUCACUGGGAAAUGUUUUAAUCUAGAAAACCUAAAAGCACAUGCUCAGUCUGCAGUCGUGUCACUCUCACAUUCAAAAGUGAAACACAAUUCAGGGACUUUUUAAGUAUAAAAAAUAAUAAUCACUACUGAGAAAUUUAGAUUUUUUUUUUUUUUUUAAAAGCUAAACUGCUUUUACACUCUUUUAUGAAUCUGCUGAGUAGGUUUACCCUUUCUAAUAGGAUGCUUUGUCAGAUAUUUACUGUGAAAGAAGAAAGCAGUGAUCAAGUUGCUGAUAAAGUGUUUUUAUAUGACUUUAGUUUGUAUGAAUGUGAAAGCUGUUACCGGUACUAUCCGUCCCUCUCUCUACCGUCCCUCUCUCUAUCCGUCCCUCUGCAAGUCUUUGUGCUUUCCCAGAGAUUGCUCUCACUGGACUAACAUUAGGAUCAUUGUUCAUAAAAGAUUCUUUUAUGAAAAAUUAUCUUAAUAUUUGUUUACUGUAAACUCUGUGCACUUUUACGUGAGGUCGCCCAAGCAGGUUGUGUCCCAGAUCCUCAAUCUGCACCUCAAUCCGUUUUCAGUGUUUGCUACCUCCAGUGAAGGUUUGGAAUAAAGGCAUGGAUUAGCAUUUUUGAAUCUUCUGUGGCAUGAGGUUGUUUAAACUCUAUGUAAACCCUAAUAAACUACAAUUCUGUAUGAUUU
Messenger RNA from Hemibagrus wyckioides, 2881 nucleotides. RefSeq names its product mannose phosphate isomerase (gene mpi). The transcript is spliced from 8 exons. The record is from RefSeq and is a predicted model, not a curated record. Gene Ontology annotation, cellular component: cytosol. Lineage: Eukaryota; Metazoa; Chordata; Actinopteri; Siluriformes; Bagridae. Gene Ontology annotation, molecular function: zinc ion binding; mannose-6-phosphate isomerase activity. Gene Ontology annotation, biological process: GDP-mannose biosynthetic process; carbohydrate metabolic process. Bases 270 to 1523 code for a protein of 417 amino acids.